Cannabis sativa is the source of this 1674-nucleotide messenger RNA. Its product is annotated as zinc finger protein 6. Gene Ontology annotation, molecular function: transcription cis-regulatory region binding; DNA-binding transcription factor activity. The coding region runs from base 699 to 1445 and encodes 248 amino acids. The transcript has a single exon. Lineage: Eukaryota; Viridiplantae; Streptophyta; Magnoliopsida; Rosales; Cannabaceae. Gene Ontology annotation, cellular component: nucleus. The record is from RefSeq and is a predicted model, not a curated record. Gene Ontology annotation, biological process: gibberellic acid mediated signaling pathway; cytokinin-activated signaling pathway; trichome morphogenesis.
GCCUUCGUAAAAUUCUAUUUUGUAAUAUGUAGGUACGUUGAAAUCGUAUACAAACUAACAAAUUAAUCAAAUAAAUAUAGAGAGCAUGAGCCUUGAAUAUCUCGUGAUACUACAUAUACCUGUCUUAUUCACUCACUACAAUAAAUGUAACAAUAAAGUCCAAAAACUCUAUACUAAUUGCACUUUGAAUUAGCGAGAGAUGUCCGACAAAUGCGAUCAUCAUUGGUAUAAUAGGAUCCCUUUUUAGUGUCACUAACUACUGUCGUAACAAAAAUUUCUUUCUCCACACUAUCUAUCUAUAUAUAUAACCAAAAUAUAUACUCAAAGCCCCCACUUUUGGGUUUCUUGCUCUAGGUUUUUCCCUCAUUUUAUAUCCACCUUUUACAUUGGGAUUUUCGCAACCAACUCUUACUUUUUCUCUCUUUUUAUUUUCUCUUUUAACACUCAGACAAUUAAACUCCUAUAUACCCCAACUACUAGUCCCUACUACUUUCAUCUAACCCUUUCCAAAUAUAAGUUUAAACUAGAACUAUUAUUGCUUACACUCUUUUAUUUAUAUUUGAAACCAAGCUGAUCAUUCAUCAUUAACAUUAUUGCUUACACUCUCUAUCUCACUCUCUCUCUCUCUCUCUCUCUCUAUAUAUAUAUAUAUAUACGAAUAAGACAUUAUUCUACUAUAUAUAAAUAUUAUAGUACUUAUGGAUGCCGCCACAGCUGCCGACUCUCCACCAUUAAAGCUCUUCGGGUUCAACAUUUCCGACGACAACCAUAUAAACCUACCAUCAGAUCAUCACGUCGACACAGAUAAUAAUAACAACAAUACUACUAGUCUCCAACCAGUAAACGACGUCGUUGGACAGCAGAAAUACGAAUGCCAGUACUGUUUUCGAGAGUUCGCCAAUUCCCAAGCCUUGGGAGGCCACCAAAACGCACACAAGAAAGAGAGACAGCUUUUGAAGAGAGCUCAAAUGCAUGCCAAUAACAACACUUCCACCGUUGCUGCAGCCGCCGCCAGAAACUAUGCUCUUGCGGCCGCCAUGGCUGCAAAUUAUUCUCAUGCAUCCGGGGGAUUCGUGUCGCCGCCCCAGCCUCAGCAGCCGCCACAUCUUCUGGGCUUGCAAGCACCAGAGUCCUCUUCCUGGUACUACAUGGCUGGGCCGCAAUACUCACCGACGUUGUUGUCGCAGAGUGGUGGCCGUUCGGCCUAUCUUUCGAGGGCAAAUUCCAUGCCGGGAAGGCGCGUCUAUGAAGGAGAGGGCAAUGCUUUCAGAGCUUUGUCGGACGGCGUCGUUUAUGACAAUUAUCGUGUUUUGGAGGAUUUUGAUCAUGAUAGAGAUCUGACUAUGAAUGAUAGUGGGCUAAUUAUUAGUGGUGAUGGUGGUCAUCGUUUGGACAAGGGCUUGGGAUUGGAUUUGCAUCUGGGUCUUGGACCUGCUAACCCUUGAUUUCAAGUAGUAGUGUAGUUGAAAUUAUUACUAGCUGGAUAUGAGGAAGAAUCAUGAUCUAGUGGUAUAAUGCCCUUGUCUUUGUUGAUUAAUUUUAUCUUGAUGAUCAAAAAAAAAAUUAAAGAGCUUCUCUUUUUAAAAUAUCUACAGGCACGAUGUGUAAAUUAUAUGCUCAAUGAUUAUUCUAAAUUUUCAACUUAAUUCAUAAUUAUCUUCCUAAUUAAUUUUU